Gadus morhua (Atlantic cod) is the source of this 5711-nucleotide messenger RNA. RefSeq names its product protein phosphatase Slingshot homolog 1. Gene Ontology annotation, molecular function: phosphatase activity; actin binding. The record is from RefSeq and is a predicted model, not a curated record. Gene Ontology annotation, biological process: protein dephosphorylation; negative regulation of actin filament polymerization. Lineage: Eukaryota; Metazoa; Chordata; Actinopteri; Gadiformes; Gadidae. Bases 745 to 2523 code for a protein of 592 amino acids. The transcript has 12 exons.
ACACAUGUGGCGCUCACACGGUAUAGCUCAUUGUCUCAUUGGCGGGCCAAAUUCUCUGGGCGGGGAAAACAGAGAAAGGGGAGGUAACUUGUCCCCGUAUGAUGACGUACGGGGAAAAUUCCAAAUCGGCGCGUCUGAGCUUUGUUUUUUCAAAGGCAGUGCAGGACACCUAGUGCCCGUUUUACACCUAACGCCAUUUCUUGCUACUGGGGGACCAUAGGCAGACUAGGGGAACUCAUGUUAAUGUUAGAAAAUUCAUAAAAUGAAUUUUUUGUUGAUUUCGUCCUUUUUAUUUGGUCGUCCUUUAAUUCAAAUUGUAUGAAUUUUUUCAAAAGUUUUCAUAUUCAAGAUGCUCAAUCCGGUACAUAAUUAAAUACACUACACUUCAACAUGUACCCAUUUAAUUUGUAUUUUACACUUUACACCACACCAUUGUUUCGAAAUACUGCGGACAGAGGUCAAGCUUUUCUACAUGAGCAGACAGUCUAGGCUAGUUUAAGCCCACAUUCUAUUAGAAAUGCCCCUUUUGAGUUUGUCGGCGGCCCUUCAAACUUACUCGCAGCUACCACACCCUUUCACAGCCUAAGUUGCUCUGGACCAUGUCUAGAGAAUCAGGUCCCUACAUAGCCAGGAGAUGUCCUUUCAUUUAGCACACAUGGUGGAAAAUAGAAAUGUCUGUCAGAUUUGCUCUAAAAUACAGUUCAUACUUUGUUUGGUUUAGGCAAGGGGAGGUGCCUAUAGAGCAUGCAGCAGGCAAGACGUGAUGCAAAACGGGACUUACCUCAACACCUUCAGGUGAUGAUCAACAUCCUGAGAUCCGAAGACAGAAUCAAACUGGCGGUUCGUCUGGAGAGUGGGUGGUCGGAGCGCGUGCGGUACAUGGUGGUGGUGUACACUAACGGGCGCCAGGACACGGAGGAGAACAUCCUGCUGGGGAUGGACUUCACUAACAAAGACAGUAAGAACUGUUCCAUUGGCAUGGUUCUUCCUCUGUGGAGCGACACUAAGAUCCACCUGGACGGAGAUGGGGGGUUUACAGUGAACACGGUGGAGCGAACUCACGUCUUCAAACCGGUCUCAGUACAGGCUAUGUGGUCGGCCCUGCAGAUCCUGCACAAGGCUUGUGAGGUGUCGUGCAGGCACAACUACUUCCCCGGGGGCAUGGCCCUCACCUGGCUGGGCUACUACGACAGCUGCGUCUCCUCGGAGCAGAGCUGCAUCAACCAGUGGAACGCCAUGAAGGACCUGGAGACCACGCGGCCAGUCUCGCCCGACAUGUUCGUGGACAAGCCGUCAGAGAGAGAGUGCACCGAAGGACUCCUGAAGGCCAAGCUUCGCAGUAUCAUGAGUUACCAGGACCUGGACAAUGUCACGUCCAAACAGAUCCGCACAGAGCUGGAGCAGCAUAUGAGCUGCAACCUGAACGAGUACAAGGAGUUUAUCGACAACGAGAUGCUUCUGAUCCUGGGUCAGAUGGAUAAGGCCUCACUGAUCUUCGACCACCUCUACCUGGGCUCAGAAUGGAACGCGUCUAACUUGGAAGAGCUGCAGGAGACAGGAGUGGGCUACAUCCUCAACGUGACCCGGGAGAUAGACAACUUCUUCCCUGGGACAUUCUGCUACCACAACAUACGUGUGUAUGAUGAGGAGGCCACAGACCUGCUGGCCCACUGGAACCAUACCUACCACUUUAUCCUCAAGGCCAAGAAGAACAACUCCAAGUGUCUGGUGCAUUGCAAGAUGGGUGUGAGCCGCUCGGCGUCCACGGUGAUUGCCUACGCCAUGAAGGAGUACGGUUGGUCUCUGGAGAAGGCCUACGGCUUCGUCAAGCAGAAGAGGAGCAUCACCAGGCCCAACGCCGCCUUCAUGAGGCAGCUGGCCGAGUACGAGGGUAUCCUGGACGCCAGUAAACACCGCCACAACCGGCUCUGGCACCCGGACAUCGACUGUGAGAUGUCCACUGACGGCCACCAGGGGAUUUCCCAGUGCUGCCAGUGGGCCCCAGCGGAGCCAGGUGGCGUGUCCCCCUCCCGCCUGACCCCGGGCUGGGUCGGGGGGCUGGACGUGGACCCGGCUUACAACAACUACUACUUCCGCCGGCUGUCGGACUCUGCGCUGGAAAGCGAGCCGUCCACGCCGGUGCGCGGCCCGGGCCCGCUCCUUAACAUGGACAAGGUGUUCAUUCAGAUCGAGGAUGUGGAGCGGGACGCGCUGCUGGACGACGAGGGUCCCCUGCCCCACCUAGGGGCCGGAGGCGGCGGAGUCACGGCGGAGGGCACAGCCGGCCUGGGGGCCCUGGAGGGCCGCCUGGAGUUCAGUACCGUAAAAGAGGAGGACGAGGAGGAGGUGCGCAAGGAGGAGGCAGAAAUGGAGGUGCUGAUGCAUCCCAAUGGAGGAGGAGGAAGGGAAGGCACAGGGAUGGACUUGGUAUCACUGAAUGAGAGUUCAAACAAUAACAAUAAUAACAACAGAAACAACAACAAGCGCCUCGCUGUAAGUUUUGAAACAAGAGCAGCAUGUUGACCAUCAUGCUGUGGGACCGCUACAGUGUUUCAGCAUAAUCUCUAACCACACCUGCUGAAGAGCAAUGCAGCCAUCAUUUAUUUUGCUUUAACCCCCCCACCGUCUUUAGUUUUUAGUCCGUGUGUGUGUGUGUGUGUGUGUGUGUGUGUGUGUGUGUGUGUGUGUGUGUGUGUGUGUGUGUGUGUGUGUGUGUGUGUGUGUGUGUGUGUGUGUGUGUGUGUGUGUGAUUAGGAAACCACCCCUUCAAACACCCAUGAACUCCACCCAGUGUCUCGGCCCAGGACCAGAGGAGGCCCUCCUUCUCUGGACACUAAGCCUUGCCUUAAAGGGUAUGAAGAACUCACCCUGUGAGCUGAAACUUUCCAAUACGGAGCUCUUCCUGCAGCCUGCCUGUAACCCCCCCCCCUUCCUCCUCCUCUUCCUCCUCCUCCUUCUCACCUUCACAAUCCCCGCCUCAUGAAGGCCCAGAUGAUAGUAGCCAGGAUGAGAUGGAGGUGGGGAUUGUGCUUAAGGGCAGCUUCCUGAGCUGCAGAGUAUGGAGCCUCGUACGGAGGAGAGCCAUUCUGCGACCCUAGUCCUACCCAAGCACCAGACCCACCAGUGCCUGCUCCUCCCCAAGGGCCUGGUCCUACCCCAGCAGCAGACCCCCAAAGGCCUGGUCCUCCCCCAGCAUCAGACCCAUCAGGGGGGCCUCAUUACAGAAACUUCCUAACUCUGAAAUCCUAUCCUAUAUUGAGAUAAGAAGGCAUUAAGGGGGUUUGGUAUUACAGAAGGAGGUUUCCUAACUUAACUUGGGAAGAAAUCCUAUUUUAUCUUAAGAUAGGACUUUAGCCAUUACAGAACUAUCCUAAGUUAGGAAUUUCUUAAGUUAGGAUCCCUAAGUUAGGUGGCCAUACACCCUGUCCUAAAUUCAAAAUAACUGUCAAUAACUGAAAAGAAUGGCAGCAGCACUGCUAGUAGGUCUGUAUGACAAUGAAGACCAGGAGCAUCAGAACAGAAACGUGAUGGCUGAAAGGCUAUUUUUUAUCGCCUGCAAAGACAUUUAAUUUUGAAUUUGGUGGAAGAAUUACUUUACUACUUUAUUACUCCACAGUCUCUGUUAACGUUAAAAGUAACUUGUUCUAUCAAUCUCGUGCACAUUCUGAGUGCAGAAACAGACAUAACCUGACGAUUGCCGAUCGAAAAAUCUGAUUGACAGAACAGUUAGGAUUACCUAAGAUAAGAUAGGAGGCCAAAGAUAUGAUAGGAAACGGCCAACAGGUUAGGGACUGCUUCUGUAAUAGGAAGUUAGAAUUUUUCCUAUCUUUGAGUCCCUAACUUAAGUUAGGGACUUAAGCACCAGACCCACCAGGGCCUGGUCCUUGCCCAGUACCAGACCCUCCAGGGCCUGGUCCUCCCCCAGCAACAGACCCACUAGGGCCUGGUCCUCGCCCAGCACCAGACCCCCAGGGUCUGGUCCACCCCAAGCACCAGACCCUUCAGGGCCUGGUCCACCCCCAGCCCCCCAGGGCCUGGUCCUCACCCAGCACCAGACCCACCAGGGCCUGGUCCCCAGCUGCGCCCAGCUUCUGGAGAGGCACUAAGAGCGCUUGCUGCUGCAACACACCUGCAGGUCCCAAAGAGGAGCUCCCUCCCCUCCGAAGAGGAGGAAGACCGGUCUCACUUCCCUGGGGACCUCCUCUCGUCUUUCACGCCGUGCACUGCGGAGCUGCAGCUGCACGCCAGUCGGGUCUCCUCACCCGGAUGGCUGGUUCCGGCAGCGAGCGCUGGAGAUCGAGGCACGCACACGUUUGGCGGGCCCUACCAUGCCCUCGCAUCUCAAGCACUCCAACUCGCUAGCCAAGCUGGAUGGCCUCCAGCUGUCCAGCCAUGACCUGUGCUCCGCUUGCUCCUCGGACGCCGCCUCCCUUGCACUGUUUGUGUCCGAGUCCCCGGAGCAGGCCCCUACGUGGGACUGUCUCGCUAUGGUCAACAUCCCCUGCUCAGGGCCCAGGAAGGCAAGUGGGCGGACCUCGGAGGGAGAGCUGGCUGGAGGAGACUGGGAGGCGAGGAAAGCCUUCCCCUCCCCUUGUCUCCAUUCCUUUGAGGAGGUUGGAACAUGGAACUCCUCAGGGUGAACCAUAUGCACAUGUGCCAGUUUGGUCUUUUCAAACAAAGGAAGAAAGGCCAGCAUUUGAGUCUGUAGCAUGCAUGCAUGUAGCGUGCGUGUGUAAACCAACCAUUCACCUCAACCUUAGUUUGUUCUGUGUGGACACAAAGAAAGUGCCUUUUUGACUCCCGACUCCCUAACCAAUUAUUACCCUGCCGUCAGUCACCCACUUCAAGUAAGAGGGACUAAUAUCAGUCCCUCUCUGUUGUAGAAGUUCAACCAACUGUAGAAUAGGAACAAACUGAUUGGAAAUAAUAAAGAUCUUUAUUUAUACAGCGCUUUUCUAAACAGAGAAAUAGUUUAAGUCCCUUCAGGGCUGCAGCAGAACAAGUGGCUGGCGACUAGAAGGGGUUCGAUCCUUGAUUCCCUGAGCAAGGCACAUGACCCUAACUGUUGCAGACCUUAUGACGCCUCAUACCUUGCAUGGUUGACACCUCGGGGGGUGUGUAUGGGUGGCUGGAUGUGCAAUGUGCGGUAAUGAUAGUAAUUGCUUAGGAGCAGGCGAAGUUAAUUUAAAGAAUAGUGAAGAAGUCUUGAUUCUCUAUCUAGGAUCAGAUUGUAACUAUACUACUUAUUUAAACAAUUAUCAAAACAAUGUAUGCGUUAUUAACUUGUCCCUUGACUAGUUAGGGUUGAAUCUUUCAGUUUUUUAUGUCUUUACAUUCCUAAAAACAGCCCAUUAUGCCACUGGACAUUAAGCAGAGAUAUGCAGCAUGGUCAAAUCAACUUGUAAUUGUAACUGCUGUCUACCAGUCAGUUUUCUGGGAUAUUUUCAGCGGUAAAUCACAUUUAGUUAGUUACUUAUUAAAUUACUUAUUACCUUUCUUGACAUUUGUAGAUAAACAAUGUCAAUCGGCAAUCUCCUACUGCUAACAUCCAUAUAUACACAAGAGGUGCCAACUCAGUUGUGCUUUUUUUUAUGUGGACGACCAAACUUUUGUACUAUACAUCUGCUGUAGUUUCAACCCAUAUUGCACUUUUUGUUUGUUUAAAUAAUGUACUGUAUGGGUUUGUUAUGAAAAUAAACAGUUCUAUUUCA